UGAGGGUUACAAAUGAUUAUGAAUAUUUUGGGUUGCAGUCUCGAGUUGAAUUAGGAAGAUUCGAGCUUUAUAAGAUUGUGCUAUAGGGAUUACUGAGGUUGGAGUUUAACUGUAUUUCGUCGCUGAAUCUGAAAUGUAAGUCAUAUGUGUAAAAAUUUUAGAUAUUUGACGAUGUAGUGUUGGUGCACUGUACCCAAUGACGGGGAAACUUUUGUGUUGGACAUUCUGGCAGGUGAGAUGUUGGCAGCAGAGCCAUCAAGCGGUUGACGUGUGUAUAUCGGGGUCCUCCAAAACAUAAUUGCGUUAAUGUAAGUGUGUGGGUGUGCCUAUUUAGAUUAAUAGUAGUUAAUCCGCAAAUAUUUACAACUUGUAUCGUUCCGAAAUGUGAUAUUACUUUACUAAUUUCGGUAAGUACCGGUGAAACUCACUUUCCACUUAAAGUAGGCCUAAAUUGAAGUAUUUGUUUAUAACCUACAAACGAAUUAGGAAUGUCCUGAGUUAUUAGGUUCAUGUCGGUUGAAGCACUGAACUGGUAGUGUUGGGUGCUGGUAGGUAUGACAUGGGGUGAUGAAGAUGCCACAACACUACGUGUGUUUGGUUGCAAGUCCGUUGUACAGGGAUGCCUGACAGAGUAGUAGAGAAGUGGACUUGGCCCACUGAGGCUGUCCCAUCAGCUUCACCAGAACCACGCCGUUGUGGUGACAAGACAUGGAAUUGAAAGUCUGGGUUGAAGGAAUUCAGAGGAUAGUUUGUGGAGUCUCAGAUAAUACAACAUGUCAGGAUGUUGUGUAUGCAUUGGCCCAUGCUACAGGCAAGACAGGACGAUUUACACUCGUUGAGCGCUGGCGCAAUAAUGAGCGACUUCUUGCUCCCCAGGAGCACCCUCUGAAGAUUCUCACUAAAUGGGGUGAGUAUUCAAAUGAUGUGCAGUUCAUCCUGCAGUGGUCUGCAUUUGAUGGGACAAAGCAGCAGCCAGGAGGACAGCAACUUCCAUCGAGGCUGAAGAUGGCGGACACUCUGCACAGCGUCACUGCCGCCUCACCACAAGAUGCCGUAUCACCGUCAGACCGAAACAAGGACAUACGAAAGUCCCUGACAUUCAGCGGCGGUCAUCAUAUCGGUCGUACGGGAGAGAACGUGGGCGUGGUGAAGGCUCGGCCGCUACUAGAGGUGCAGUCUGAGGAUCGAACCGCGAACGAUGUCACGAAGCCUUCUCGGUGUCAACUGUCGGAUGAAGAGCCCACGCCCCGCGGCUCCCCCAGUCAUCAUGGCAGUAGCGAUGGCACCGCAUCUCCAUAUGGUUAUUGGGGUAAAAGAGAAGCUCCUCCAUACCGUGAUCCUCCUGGUCCGGCAUCUCCGCUGCAGCGCACGUUGCCCCCAUACAGGCACACACCUGGGCCUUCACCCUCUCAGGAUGUUAGGCCCAACACGCAGUCAGCACCUCCCAUUUCUGCUGGCAAGAUGAAAACAAAACGAAACUUACUAAAGGACUUCCAGCAGAAUGAUGGAGAUUCACACAAAGAAGCAGUGCUGUUCAAUGCCCAGUACAGAGACCUGGUGUGUCUUGUCAAUUACCAGAGGGAGAAGCUGUCCACCCAACAGGCAGAGCUCACCAAGUUUGACGCGGAAAUCGUGUUCUGGGAAGGGAAAACUCGUGAGCAGCAUCACCAGAUGGAGUUCCUGGCGCAAGAGGCUGCACGAAUUGAGGUCGCAGCCCGGCUUGGCGAGGAGCAGCUGAGGUUACUUGGUGGUGUUGAGGAGGAGAGCGAGAUAGUACGACAGCAGGAAAAGACACUUAAGUCAGAGCUAACAUUGUUACGUUCCAAGCUUGCAAACUGCGAGACAGAACUGCUUCAGUGUAAGAAUAAGAUUCGGUUGGUGCUGGAGGAGUUGCAGUUGGAGCAGCGGUCGCAAGUUCGGGAGUCGGAAGACCGUCAGUCUCUGGAGCGGUCGCUUCUGGGAGAGGUAGAACGGUUACAGCAUGAGGUGGAGCAGGCAAAGCAGGGCACUGAGAUGUCUGUACAGUGUGGUGAGAGCCUCAAAAGGGAGGUUCAGUCGCUGGAGGCAGCCAUUGCAGACAAGAAGCAGCAGGUGGAGCGCCUGGUGGCAGAGAUGAAAGAGGCAAAUCUAGAGAGCCUGGCAAUCGCACCAGCUGAUGAGGUGAAGCACCUGCUGGAAGGAUCCACAUUCUGCCUAGGCCCACACAAGCCAGGCAGCACCCGCAGGAUGAUAGGAUCGCCAAGGCAACUAGAGAAUGCUGUUCCGACCAGCAAGAACCCACAUGGCGUCUGGGUGUGACACCAAAGUACAGUAGAGAAUGUAGUGUAGCACAUAUAGAAAUGCUUUCAUGAAUGCAUAAAUCAUGGCAGUGGUUCUCAAGGCUCUACAAUAGGACUACCUCACUGGCCUUCAGCAAGGAUUAUUUCUGCAGCUGAGAUGUUUUGCCCAACAGCCGUACCAUUGCAGCCUCAUUUUGAAGUAUUGACAUACUUGUCUUAAGGUUUAAUUUUACUUAUUCCAAAUCAGAAGCUCAGUAUUAAAAUCCUUCCAUUUAAGGUGUGUUCAAAUCCACUGUUCUCUUUGAGAUACCUAAAUGGGAAUCUCAUUGAAUAAUAUAUAUGAAAUCCUUUAGUUGAGUGACCUUUUUUCCGUCUCUGGUCUGCUUGGUAGGCGGCCAUGACAGAAUUCUUGCCGUGCAAAAGCAGUCUUACACGUAUUCAUUGCUUUAUGUUUUGUUCCAUCAGUUGACAGCCAAGCAAGCUAAUCCUUGAGAACCACAGAGGGCAAAUGACCCUCCUCAUCUGGACUUUCUAAUCAUUUGACUGCGAAUUGUCAUGAUGUGUCUGUUGCGUCUCCUGUACACAGUUCAAUGCCUUUACCAGCGAUUCAUGAUGUUCAGAAUCCCGUGACUGGAGAUUUUGUUGCUUACUGACUGUAGGGGCUCCGUCUCCCUCUGUGGUGGCUGAAUAUGGAAUAUUCUGUGUGCGCGCGCACGCACAUGUGUGAAUGCUCACUUGCACACGUUUGUGUGUGUUCUGUCAAAGUACUGGGAUAGUUGGAAACAAAAAACUGGAUGUCUUUCAGGCAUGAUUGAAUCCCUGUUAAGCUCUCUGCAUGUCUGUGUACACGUGCACUUGCUUAGAAUGAACACAUUGUUAUUAUAUUUCAUAUUUAGUCUGCUUUUAUGGUUUAUUAAUGUUUAAAAUUAAAUAUUUGGUUAUUCCGUCAAAUCACAAUGUAUUUAAAAUAAGAUAAUU
This is a messenger RNA of Zootermopsis nevadensis, 3257 nucleotides long. Lineage: Eukaryota; Metazoa; Arthropoda; Insecta; Blattodea; Termopsidae. The record is from RefSeq and is a predicted model, not a curated record.